UCAACGUUUAUUUAUGAUUGUGAAUGCAAUAAGGGGUGAUCGUGGGGGAAAUUGCUACUUUGCCCUUAAUUAUACUUUUGUUAAUCUUGGGUGCAAAAGUAACGUGAAAUGAAGAAGUAGGAAAACCGCAUCUAGUUUGGACUGCAGAGUAAAAUUGGGAAAUCGACAGUCGUCUUCAAAUUCUCCCUCCCUCGAUUUCCUGAAUCUCUCAACUUCCUAUUUACAUUUCAAAAGCCCUAAUUUUCCAUGGAAAAAUCUCGUCGAUCUUCUGUUCAUCGCACGUUAGGCGGUGGUGCAGUUGCUGAUGUGAUACUGUGGAGAAAAUGGACUCUCAGCGCCGCUUUUCUCGUGGGCUCAACUGCGCUUUGGUUCCUAUUCGAGAGGGCUGGAUACAAUUUACUGUCAUUUAUAUCGAAUGUUUUAUUGUUGCUCAUCGUGAUACUAUUCUUUUGGGCUAAAUCUGCGUCGAUUCUUAAUAGACCACUGCCGCCUCUUCCUAAUCUUGAAAUUUCGGAAGAGGCUUCUGUCAAAGCUGCUGAUGAGCUGCGAGUCUGGGUUAACUAUGCGUUGUCAAUUGCACAUGACAUUGCAAUUGGUGGAAACUGGAGAGUUUUUUUGAAGGUUGCUACAUUAUUGUGGGUAAUUUCCUACAUUGGCAGUUUCUUCAACUCUCUCACGCUGAUUUACAUUGGUGUUCUUGUUAGUUUAUCACUUCCUGUGUUGUAUGAAAAGUACCAAAAUCCAAUUGAUGAUAAGCUGAGUGUUGCAUAUAAUAUUGCUCGGAUACAGUAUGAGAAGAUUGAUAGUCUGGUACUUCAAAAGAUUCCUUUGGCUUCGAAGAAGGAGAAGAAGACUGAGUAAACCUAUUGUGCCUUCUGCUUGGUUGCUUAGCAUUCUAAUUGUGACGGUUGAAUCAAGUUUUGAGAACAUCAGUGAAUGAAGGUUGUCAUUCAGUAUAGUAAGUAGCUCAUGGAAGUUUUUAACCGCAUACUCUUUUAUUUCUUGUUUUCAUUUCAGUUAUUCGUUUCAUGGGUGAUGUCAGCCGUUCUACAGCUUAAUAGUUCUCCACUCGUCUAUAACUGAAAUUUUGAACAAGUUAUCAUUAGUAUGUUAGUUUGGUUGUGAAGCAUUUGACUGUAACAUUGAUAUAUGCCUACUCAAAAAAGCAUCGAUAUAUGCAAUUUGUGCAACUCUUGUGUAUACUACUUGCGAUGGUGCUAAUUCCAUUUCAAUAGAAAUUAUAAUGUUCAGUUCC
Molecule: messenger RNA, 1255 nt
Organism: Salvia miltiorrhiza (redroot sage)
Lineage: Eukaryota; Viridiplantae; Streptophyta; Magnoliopsida; Lamiales; Lamiaceae
Product: reticulon-like protein B11
Exons: 6
Coding region: 247-861 (204 amino acids)
Source: RefSeq, a predicted model, not a curated record